GGCAGGAGAACGCUGAACUGUGGGGUAGUGCCACGGACUGGAGCCAUUUUAUUAUUCUAACUGCAAAGGGGCAGGUGCAUCUGCAUUUUUAUACUUGUUAUUUAGUGAUUCAGGCGCUGAAACAUGGGGCAGUGUGGAAUUACAUCCUCCAAGACCGUGCUGGUUUUUCUUAAUCUCAUAUUCUGGGCAGCAGCUGGGAUAUUAUGCUACAUUGGAGCCUAUGUGUUCAUCACUUAUGAUGAUUAUGACCACUUUUUUGAAGACAUCUACACUCUGAUUCCUGCUGUCAUAAUAAUUGCUGUGGGCACACUUCUCUUUAUCAUUGGCCUGAUUGGCUGCUGUGCCACCAUUCGUGAGAGUUCUUGUGGUCUGGCAACUUUUGCUGCGAUUCUCCUGCUGGUGUUUGUCACAGAGUGUGUAGUGGUGGUACUUGGUUAUAUAUACCGAGCUAAGGUUGAAGAUGAAGUUAAUCACUCCAUCCAAAAGGUUUAUAAUGAAUAUAAUGGAACAAAUACAGAUGCUCCUAGUCGUGCUAUUGACUAUGUACAGAGACAGCUUCGCUGCUGUGGCAUUCAUAACUACUCUGACUGGAGAAACACACGGUGGUUUAAAGAAUCCAAGAACAACAGUGUUCCUGUCAGCUGCUGUCAGCCCAACAUCAGCAACUGCACUGGUACUCUGACUCGCCCUGGAGACCUCUACCAAGAGGGUUGUGAAGCUCUGGUUGUGAAGAAAUUAAAGGAGAUUAUGAUGUAUGUCAUCUGGGCAGCGCUAACUUUUGCAUCUAUACAGAUGCUGGGCAUGUUGUGUGCCUGUGUUGUUUUGUGCAGAAGAAGUCAUGAUCCUGCAUAUGAACUUCUGGUCACAACUAAUAGUUAUGCAUGAGAUCCAGCCAGCAAGAACAAAAAACAAACAAACAAAUGGAAACGUCACUACGCACGUCCACAGUAGAUCAGCUGUAGUUACACAAACUCAAGUACACCUUGCACAGUCCAUGACAAAGUAGGAACUCAAGCACUGGAGAAAGUUUUCAGAUUGAAUGGUUUAUUUAUGUAAAUGAAUUAAAUUUUUUUUCAUAAUACCAGAGCCAAAGUUGUAUAUGGCUGACUGCUGAUUUUCAUGAAUUUGUUUAAUAUUUGUUUAGUCUUAUCAAAUAGGGGUUUAGAACUUAAAUGUAAAAUUCUGGAUAAAGAUAUUUAUUGGAAUGUACUUCCAUGUGUGCCAGUUUGCACUAGAUUUGGGACAUGGAGAAAUGUCCAGCUCUACAACUUUAAGAAAAACUCAGUGUAAGCAUAUGUAAAUCUUACAUUGUAAAACUCAAUGAGAACAAAUAGAGUAUUGAACAUAGAAUUCUGUUUUAGAGAUUCCAGCCAAACAGUGUAUAAUUAUGGCAUAAGGGAUGACGAUACUGAAGAAUUUCAUCAUGGCAAAUUAACUAAUAUUUACCAGAUACUGUAAUUCACAUAGCCUACCUUAUGUUUCUCAGUGUUACUUGCAGUGAUUGUCAUGUCAGUGUUUCUUAAAUACCAGUAGAGAUUUAAGUUGUACAUUUUGCUGUAGAGCAUUACAAUGCAUUAUUUAAUUAAUACCUCUUAGUGAAGUGUGCUGUUUUUAAUAUAUUUGAUGUUAAGUUUUAUAUCUACUUGUUUAGCUAGUGCCAUCGUAUGACCAUGUUAUAUACAGACUGAAAGACGAAUAAAAGUCAGAUUAAAAUCAAA
Periophthalmus magnuspinnatus is the source of this 1718-nucleotide messenger RNA. RefSeq names its product tetraspanin-3-like. Gene Ontology annotation, cellular component: membrane. Gene Ontology annotation, biological process: protein localization to plasma membrane; regulation of vascular endothelial growth factor signaling pathway; protein maturation. The record is from RefSeq and is a predicted model, not a curated record. The transcript has 7 exons. Bases 124 to 885 code for a protein of 253 amino acids. Lineage: Eukaryota; Metazoa; Chordata; Actinopteri; Gobiiformes; Gobiidae.